Ceraceosorus guamensis is the source of this 2817-nucleotide messenger RNA. RefSeq names its product thiolase-like protein. The transcript is spliced from 6 exons. NCBI's taxonomy places the organism in Eukaryota, Fungi, Basidiomycota, Exobasidiomycetes, Ceraceosorales, Ceraceosoraceae. The record is from RefSeq and is a predicted model, not a curated record. Bases 1 to 2817 code for a protein of 938 amino acids. Gene Ontology annotation, molecular function: 3-oxoacyl-[acyl-carrier-protein] synthase activity; fatty acid synthase activity. Gene Ontology annotation, biological process: fatty acid biosynthetic process.
AUGGCCGUCGUUGGCAUGGCUUGCAGGCUAGCCGCGCCAAGCGAAGCAGACGCUGAUUUGGACAAAGCUGGCUUCUGGCAGCUUCUUCUUGAUGGCAAGUCUGCUGUUCGGCACAUCGAUCCUAGCUCCUUCCAUGCUGAAGCCUGGGUGGGCCGCGGCCCAGGUACCAUCUGCACACCACAAGCGGCCACUCUGCGAGACAAGCACAUGGUGGACUGGAGCUCUUUUGGAAUGACCAAACGAGAAGGGCGCCGCGUCAACCUGGCCACUCUGCUCUCCCUCGAGAUCGCACUGGAAGCUUUGCAAGACAGCGGCAUCAAGACGCGCGGCGCUCCUGUCGGCGUGUUUAUCGGCGGCUCGCCGACGCCAGAGCCGUUGCUGCAAGAUGAAGCUUACCAGGCAGACGAGUACUAUCAGACAGGGCGCACCGCGUGUAUGCUCGCCAAUCGCAUCAGCCACGCGUUCGACCUUCGAGGCCCAAGCUGCAAUACAGACACUGCCUGCUCUGCCAGCCUCACAGCGCUGCAUCUCGCCAUCAAUUCUCUGCGCAACAAGGAAUGUAGCGCAGCCUUGGUUGCUAGCGCAAAUCUGAUGCUGCGCAUCGAGGACAUGAUCGGCUUCACCGCAGUGGUCAUCAAGCCGCUCAGCACAGCUGUGGCAGACGGCGACUUUGUCUACGCCACCAUUCUCGGCACGAGCAUAAACUCGAACGGUCGCUCUGCUCUCUCGCUCGCCAGCCCAUCUGGCCCUUCGCAACUGGAGUGCAUCGAGGCUGCGUGGCGGCAGGCCGGCUUGAGCCCGUCUGUCGUCGACUAUUUGGAGCUGCACGCGACCGGCACUCGCGUUGGGGAUUCGAUCGAGCUCAAUGCCGCUGGCCCCUAUUUCUGCAAUGGCCGCGCAUCGCGACCUCUGACGAUUGGCUCUCUGAAGCCAAACUUUGGGCAUACAGAAUACGCUGCUUCACUCGUCUCGCUCAUGAAAUGCGUCAUGAUCCUGCGUCAAGGAGUAGUUCCGCCUCAAAUCAACUUCAAAACUCCAUCCUCGCGAAUCAACUGGUCAGCUUUCAAUGCACAUGUACCCUCAUCUGCUGCAGGACUUACACGAGCAGACAAGCACCUCGGAGUGGCCGCGCUGACGAGUUCGGGAUUUGGGGGCGCAAAUGGGCACGUGGUGCUCCAAGAGUAUCGCAACGAUGCUCUGCAGCAUCGUGAUAGCGCGAGUAGUGCCCGCGAUCAAGUCAAAGACUCGGCUCACACCAUGUCAUACUUCUCUGCGCAGUUGGUGCAAGAGUACUCCAAUGUGCAGCAGCCAGACGUCUCGCAGACGCAGCUGGCUCUCAGUGUCGCUCGCAGAGCUAGACAGAUGCCAUGGAGGUGCUACUACGUGUCAAAUGUGAUCAGCAACAGUCCCAAAUCGCUGACGAGCUCGAUGGUUUCUCAUGAAUCUGUAGAAGGGCCGCUGCUCGUGUUUGCAGGCCAAGGUCCGCAACAUCAGCACAUGGGUAAAUCAUUGUACUCCACUUACUCGGUCUUCAAAAGGUCCAUCGAUGAGCUCGACGAGAUUUACAAGGACAAGACGAAACGAAGCCUGAUUCAUGAUUACGGUCUUUUUGGCGAUUCAAAGGCUACCGUUGCCCUCACGGAAGGCGGUGUGUGGCCAGUGCAGAUCAUGUUACCAGCUCUAGCCGCGCUUCAAAUGGCGCUCUUUGAUUUGUUCAGUAGCUGGAACCUUCGAGCAAGCGCAGUGAUGGGUCACUCGGCUGGAGAAACAGCUGCCAUGUAUGCCUGCGGAGCAAUCUCUCGCACAAUGGCCAUGGAGCUUGCCAUUGCAAGGUCCACGGCUAUGAGCUCUGUGCAGUCGCGCGAACAUGGAAUGGCGGUGGUCCACUGCUCGGCUCCUACAGGUCAGCGCUUACUAGCGCAAUGGCGUGCUUCGAAGGGCUCUGCGCAUUUCACAAUCGAUCUUGCGGCCUUCAACAGCCCGGAGGCUCUUUUGGUAUCCGGGCAUCGAGCAGCUCUCGAAGAACUCUGCUCGGACGCAAAAGGCAGAGGCUUCUUUGCAAGGGUACUGCCCACCGAAGUUCCCGUUCAUUCUUCCCUCAUGGAGGCUUGCAAGUCCGAAUACCUCCGAGAGGUGACCGCGAUUUUUGAUCGCCACGCACAGCAUGGCAAGGCUGCCGCAGCAUUCGCACCUCGAAUUCCGUUUGUGAGCACAGUGAGCGGCCAAUUUGACUGCGGGCCUUUUACGCCUGCCCACGUUUGGCGUAAUGCACGUCAUGCGGUCCAAUUUUGGCCAGCUCUGGCUUCUUGGCGGCGGGAGCAUGGCCCAGAGUCUCCGAAAGCCCCGAGAAUCCUCGAGAUGGCGCCGCAUCCUGUACUCUCCGCCUACAUAGGCGCGUGCGUUUUGGACCAUCCUGCCGCGCUGUGUCCGCUGCAUCGAGCCAAGGCUCACACAGAUUCCGAGGCGGUCUUUGUCGAGGAGCUACAAGCGCUGUAUCGCACCACUGGGCAGCUCCUGGUCGACGGCCACGACCUCGACCUUGGGCAGAUAUUUGGAGGUCAAGCCACAGAUCUCGUCAAACAUCCGCGUCAUCCCCUUGUGCGGGAAGAGCGUCCUCUGCUGCUCGAUCACACCGCCACACGCGACGCUCAUCGAUCUGCGAGUCGCCCAUUGCACGCCCAACCUGGCGGGAACCUUUUGCUCAGCGCGGACACGCACCCAGACUUGGCCGAUCACGUCAUUCGAGGCAGCCCUAUUUUACCUGCCACAGGUGAGCAGCGAAAGCGAAAAAUCCAGCGACUUUUGACGCAUCGCUAA